AUGGAAUGGGAUCCCAUAGAUCAAGAUUUCGCAAAAGCAUCAUCUGUCAUUCCCAUCUGCCUUCUGGUUUCCGUGAUCACUCUUCUAAACUGCGGCUUUACAAUUCUUUUUUUCUCUCACCUCAUCUUCUUUCCAAACCUUGCUAGACCGCAUAUUCCUCUCGACACAAUCAGAUCAUCAGUCAAGCAUGUUUUGCGACCGUUGGCCAGAAGACCGGAUAUAUCAAAGUCAUGCGUUGAAGGACACCGAGAAGUCCUUGCCUCUGGAUAUACCGUGAAGCUAAAAUGCAACAUGUACCGGCAAGGAGUGACAUACGAUGAAGUAUCCUCAUUCAGUGAAUGCGCAGCUAUUUGCGAGUCACUAGAUAUUGAUGUAUGCUCGUACCAUCCGCCGUCAAAACGCUGUGUCGUGUCCAGCCUUCAUGGAAGAGAUGUUUCCCGAGAAGGCGUCUACUACAUGACAAAAGUCGAGACCAGCGACAGACAAGACAGCGAUUCCUUGGACUUUGAAGAUCCCUUUGAGGUGGAGCCAGCACAAGAGAAAGACGACUGCCUUCACCGCCUAGCUCGCCUCGAAGCCGAACUGGAACAUUGUCGCCCGGAAUCGAUUAUACCCACGCCUUUAUGCGGCGUACAAGGCAUCGCUAUCCACGGUCGCAUCGACAUGAUAAAAGUCUCCGGCGUCGACGCAUGCAAAGCUAUCUGUCUCGCCAACCCAUCAUGUCAAGCUUACUCUGCGUCCGACGACCCGGGAGAUUGUAUAAUAGCUGAAGAACACUCAAUUGACCAAUUCCUUCUGGAAACAUUCUAUCUAGAAGCAAAACUUCGUGUAAAGUGCAGUCACAACAAUAUGUCGGCCUCUGAUUCAGUUGUCUAUCACUACCUCGCAAUCGGCAAGCUUGGCCGUGGUGAAGUCGUCAAGCUGUUUAUGAUUGAUGCUGGCAUCAAGUUUGAAGAGCGCUUGUACGCCCGAGAUGCUACUUGGCCUGAGACCAAGGAGAAGUUGAAGAAGCAGGGCCUUACUCGCACCGGACAACUUCCUUCAGUAGAGUACAAGGGCAAAGUCCUUACUGGGCACGUCCCGAUUCUCCGAUAUCUCUCGCGUGAACUUGGCGCAUAUGAUGGCACAACCAACGACGACAAGUACUUGGUCGAUCUCGUGUCAGAUAUCUAUGUCGACUGGAGAGUUCAAUGGGUAGCCAACUUAAAGGGCCUCAACCCUGAUUACAAGGAAAAGGACGCUCCUCCAUACUAUGAGCUCCUCGGUCAAUACUACGCCGAGCGUGAAGGACCAUAUCUUCUUGGAGAUACUGUCAGCUAUGCCGACUUUGCGGUCUAUGUCUCUCUUGACAACGAUAUUCGAACAAAGACACUUCCGGAAACUCUCCCCGAGUCCAUUGUCAAGUUCCGAAAUGCAUUCGAGGCCCGACCCAACAUUGCCGAGUAUAUCAAGCAGGGCUAAAACAUAGAAAAUCUAUAGACAGAAAAGCAAAUACCGCCACCUUUCACCCUUUCCUG
Molecule: messenger RNA, 1517 nt
Organism: Fusarium oxysporum Fo47
Lineage: Eukaryota; Fungi; Ascomycota; Sordariomycetes; Hypocreales; Nectriaceae
Exons: 7
Coding region: 1-1461 (486 amino acids)
Biological process (GO): glutathione metabolic process
Molecular function (GO): glutathione transferase activity
Source: RefSeq, a predicted model, not a curated record